GUUUGUCAACAUGGCGUCCUCGAAAGGACCCUGAUCACAUCAUCAUCAAUCUUUAAAAAAGAGUAAUUAUUAAAAAAGUACUAAUAUUUAUCUUAAUAAAUGACAAAAAAAUGAAAAAAAAAAAUGUAUCUAAGUAAUUAAAUGUAGAUAUAAUUACAAAAGACGCCAUUAUUGAUGGAAAAUAAAAAAUAAUAUCCAUCCCAAGUGUAAAGGUGACAAAUAAACUGUCAAAAUUGACAUUAUAACCCCCAAGUGUGUUUAACAGUGAUUUGUUUGUUUACAAGAUAAGAUAAUAAAUAAUUAUUAGGUAUAAACAAUGGGUGACUAUGAUGAUGAUCAGGAUGGUGACAAUGAUAUUGGUAUAAAUAUGACUGGUUUUUUAUUUGGUAAUAUUGAUGAGAAUGGUCAGUUGGAAGAUGAUAUUCUUGAUGCUGAAGCAAAACAACAUUUAUCAUCACUUGGUCGUUUGGGUUUGGGUUCAAUUUUAAAUGAAAUGAUUAUGUCAGAGAGUUCAAGUGUCAUUCAUGAAAAUGGUGAUCAUAAUGUUAAUCAUCAAAAUGAUGAUGAUGAUUAUGAUAGAAAAUCACCAUCAGCAUUUGAUUUUUCUGACAUAAAUGAAUUGGCUGAUGAUAAUUGUGAUAUUAAAAUUGAAAAUGAUGUUGUUAAAAUGGAAACAGAAACAAAUUAUGAUGCUGAUGAUGAAAAUGUACCAAAUAAAUCAGAUACACAAUUAAUGCCACCACCACCACUACCAUUAGGUGAAAAAAAUAAUAGUAACAAUAAUAAUGGUGAUGAUGAUGAUGAUGCUGAUGAUAAAGAUGAUGUAUUAACACCAGAAGAAGUUGAAGCUGCACGUCAAAGAAAACUUGAAACACCAUUAGCAUCAAUGCUUCCAUCCAAGUAUGCAAAUAUUUCAGUGACUGAAUUAUUUCCAGAUUUUCGACCCAAUAAAGUAUUGAGAUUUUCACGUCUUUUUGGUCCAGGUAAACCAAGUAGUCUUCCACAAAUAUGGCGUGGUGCAAAUCGUCAUAAACGUAAAAAAAGAAAAAGACAUCAUGAUUCAAAAGAUUCUGAUUCUGGUUCUGAUCAAGAUGAUAGAAGAAUUAAAUUUAAAGGAUGGAAAAUGUCAUAUGGACCAAUACCAGAUGAUAAAAAUAAAAUUGCAUCAGAUGAUGAGGCAAAAUUAUUAACACCAACACAAGAUAAAGAACAAACUGGUAAACCAGAUACUGGUGAAAAUGAUGAUAUGGGACCAAAAGCUGCUGACUGGCGUUUUGGCCCAGCUCAACAUUGGUAUGAUUUAUUUAAUGUACCUGAAAAUGGUGAAGAUUUUACAUAUGGUUUUAGAUUAACUGACAACAACAAUAACAACAACAACAACAACAAUAAAAAUAAUAAUAAUAAUGAUGAUGAAAAAAUAGCUGAUGAUGCAUUUCUUAUGGUAUCACAAUUACACUGGGAAGAUGAUGUUGUUUGGAAUGGUGAAGAAAUAAAACAUAAAGUAAUACAAAAAUUAAAUAGUAAAAAUAAUGCUGCUGGUUGGGUUCCAUCAAGUGGUAAUAGAACAGCACAAGCAUUUAGUCAACCAGGUAAAGGUGGUACAGUAUCUGUUGCACAAAAUGUACGUCUUGCAACAUCAAAUAUAAAUACACCAUUACAUUUACAAACACCAAAAAAUAAACAAAGUGGUGGAGGUGGUGGUGGUGGUGGUAGUAAAAUAAAUCAACAAAAUCAAGCAAGAGAUGAUUUUAAUUAUGAUGAUACAUGGUAUUCAAUAUUUCCAGUUGAAAAUGAAGAAUUAGUAUAUGGUUUAUGGGAAGAUGAAGUAAUAUGGGAUCCAAUGAAUAUGAAAAAAAUACCAAAACCAAAAAUAUUAACACUAGAUCCAAAUGAUGAAAAUAUUGUACUUGGUAUACCAGAAGAUAUUGAUCCAGCAUUGGCACAUAAAGAAAAUGGACCACAGCCAAAAGUUAAAAUACCACAUCCACAUGUUAAAAAAAGUAAAUUGUUGCUAGGUAAAGCUGGUGUUAUAACAACACUUGAAGAAGAUGCACCACCACCACCACCAAAAUCACCAGAUCAUGAUCCAUUUAAUAUAUCAAAUGAUAUAUUUUAUAUGCCAAGAUCAUCUGAAACAACAUUAAGAAUUAAAGUUGGUGGUGGUAAUUUAAUACAACAUAGUACACCUGUUGUUGAAUUACGUGCACCAUUUAUACAAACUCAUAUUGGUCCAAUGCGUUUAAGAAAUUUCCAUAGAAUGCCAAUAAAACGUUAUAGUCAUGGUACACUUGCAACACCAGGACCACAUUCAGCACAGCCAUUAUUAAAACAUAUUAAGAAAAAAGCUAAACAACGUGAACAAGAACGUAUUGCAUCUGGUGGUGGUGAUGUAUUUUUCAUGAGAGCACCUGAUGAUUUAACUGGUAAAGAUGGUGAAUUAGUACUUGUUGAAUUUUCAGAAGAACAUCCACCACUUAUUAAUCAAGUUGGUAUGUGUUCAAAAGUUAAAAAUUAUUAUAAAAGACGUCCUGGUAAUGAUUAUGGUCCAAAAAAAUAUAAAUAUGGUGAAACAGCAUAUGCACAUACAACACCAUUUCUUGGUGUAUUUACACCUGGUCAAACAAUUCAAGCUAUUGAAAAUAAUAUGUAUAGAGCACCAAUAUACGAGCAUAAUGUACCACAAACUGAUUUUCUAAUAAUACGUACACGUAAUCAAUAUUAUAUACGUGAAAUUGAUGCAUUAUUUGUUGCUGGACAAGAAUGUCCAUUGUAUGAAGUACCAGGACCAAAUUCAAAACGUGCUAAUAAUUUUGUACGUGAUUUUUUACAAGUAUUUAUAUAUCGUUUAUUUUGGAAAUCAACUGAUUUACCAAGAAGAAUUAAAAUGGAUGAUAUUAAAACAGCAUUUCCAUCACACAGUGAAAGUUCAAUACGUAAACGUUUAAAGUUAUGUGCUGAUUUUAAAAGAACUGGUAUGGAUUCAAAUUGGUGGGUUAUUAAACCAGAUUUUCGUUUACCAAGUGAAGAAGAAAUACGUGCAAUGGUAUCACCAGAACAAUGUUGUGCAUAUUUUAGUAUGAUUGCUGCUGAACAAAGAUUAAAAGAUGCUGGUUAUGGUGAAAAAUUUUUAUUUACACCACAAGAUGAUGAUGAUGAAGAAAUGCAAGGUAAAAUGGAAGAUGAAGUUAAAGUUGCACCAUGGAAUACAACAAGAGCAUAUAUACAAGCUAUGAAAGGUAAAUGUUUAUUACAGCUGACUGGACCAGCUGAUCCAACUGGACAAGGUGAAGGUUUUUCAUAUGUUAGAGUACCAAAUAAACCAACUGUAAGCAAAGAAGAACAAGAAUCACAACCAAAAAGAACAGUUACUGGUACUGAUGCUGAUUUACGUAGAUUACCACUAAGAGAUGCUAAAGCAAUUCUACGUAAACAUGGUGUACCAGAAGAAGAAAUUAAAAAAUUAUCAAGAUGGGAAGUUAUUGAUGUUGUACGUACAUUAUCAACUGAAAAAGCUAAAGCUGGUGAAGAGGGUAUGACUAAAUUUUCACGUGGUAAUCGUUAUUCAAUUGCUGAACAUCAAGAAAGAUACAAAGAAGAAUGUCAAAGAAUAUUUGAUUUACAAAAUCGUGUUUUGGCAUCAGCUGAAAUAUUAAGUACUGAUGAUGGUGAAAGUUAUGAUGAUGAUAGUUCUGAUAUUGAAGAAAUGGGAAAAAAUCUUGAAAAUAUGCUCGCAAAUAAAAAAACAUCAAUACAAUUAUCAGAAGAAAAAGAAGAACAAGCAAGACAAGAAUUAAGAAAAAUGAUGAUGAGUGAUGAUAAUAUUAAUGACAAUAAUACAAAUAAUAAAGAUCAUAAAAAUUUAUCAAAAGAUAAAAAAAAUAAAGGCAACAAUGACGAUGAUAAUAAUCGUGAUAAUAAAGAUCAAAAUAAUGCAUUACAACCAGGUAAAGUUCUAAAAAUAAGUAGAACAUUUCAUAAUGCUGAUGGUAAAGAAUUUACACGUAUUGAAAUUGUUAAAAAACCAGCUGUUAUUGAUACAUAUAUUAAAAUACGUGAAUCACGUGAUGAAAAUUAUAUAAGAAAUAUUGCAUCACCAGAUGAUCAACAAAAAGAAAUGAUUAAACGUGAAAAACGUAGAAUACAAGAACAACUAAGACGUAUAAGAAGAAAUCAAGAAAGAAAUGCUGCUGAAAAUCAAGCAAAUAAUCCUUCUUUAUUAUCAUCAUCAUCAUUAUUUAAUAUACAUGAUAAUAGAAGUAAUACAUCAUUAUCAUCAUCAUCAGCAUUAGGUGGUGGAGGAGCACUAGGAACAAUGCCAUCAUCAUCAUCAUUAUUAGCAUCAACAUCAAAUAAUAUGAGUUCAUUUAAUAGUCACAUGUCAUCAUCGUCAAUGUCAACAUUAUUAUCAAAUAAAAAUUACAAUAAAAAUGAUUCAUUAUCACCGUCAAAACGUAAAAAAUCAAAACUUAAACCAGAUUUAAAAUUAAAAUGUGGUGCCUGUGGUAAUGUUGGACAUAUGAGAACAAAUAAAGCAUGUCCAUUAUAUCAAAGUGGUAUGUCAACAAUGCCAACAAGUGGUAUUAUCAUUAAUAGUCAUAAUAAUUAUCAUCAUCAUAAUAAUAAUAGUAAUAAUAAUAGUAAUAGUAAUAUUAAUAAUAUUGGUAAUAUGAAUAAUGAUGAAACUGAAGAGGACAUGGCUAGUAAACAUAUUAGUAAUGAUGAUCAAGAUCUUGUUAAUAUUGAAGGUGUUAAACUUAAAUUUUCAUCAAAAUUAACUAAAAUGAUUGAUCAACAAAAUGCUGAAGAAAUGAAAAAAAAAUCAUUACUUAUUAAAUUACCAAAAGAUAAUAGUAAUACUAAAAAACGUAGACGUGCUACUGGUGAUGAUCAUUGUGAUUAUUUAAAACGUCAUCAAAAAACAACAAAUAGACGUAGAACAGAUCCAGUUGUUGUUAUGACAACAAUAUUUGAAAAUAUACUUGGUGAAAUGAGAAAUAUACCAGAUGUUGCACCAUUUCUUGUGCCAGUUAAUGCUAAAAAAGUUGUUGAUUAUUAUAAUUUAAUUGUUCGUCCAAUGGAUUUACAAACAAUACGUGAAAAUUUACGUCAAAAAAAAUACUUGAAUCGUAAAGAAUUUCUGGAAGAUGUCAAUCAAAUUGUAGAAAAUUCAACUCUAUAUAAUGGACCAAAACAUGUGUUUACAUUGACAGCACAACGUAUGUUAAAUUUGUGUGUUGAUAAAAUUGGUGAAAAAGAAAGAAAGCUGAUGGCACUUGAAAAAGCUAUUAAUCCAUUACUUGAUGAUGAUGAUCAAAGUAGAUUAACAUUUUUAUUAAAAAUGAUUAUUAAUGAAAAAGUUAAAUUAAUGCCUGAAGUAUGGCCAUUUAAUAAACCAGUUAAUGGUAAACAAUUUAAAGAUUAUUAUAAUAUUAUUAAACGACCAAUGGAUCUUGAAACAAUUAUGAAAAAAGUUGAAGCACAUAAAUAUCAAAGUCGUCAUGAUUUUCUACGUGAUAUUGAACAAAUACUUGAUAAUUGUACAUUAUAUAAUGGUAAAGAUAGUUCACUUGUUAGAGAUGCUGAAAAAUUAUUUCAAGUAUGUAAAGAUGCACUUGAUGAGUGUGAUGAAGAUGAUGAUUUUUUGACAAAAUUAGAAAAAAAAAUUGCUCUUGCACAACAAAGAAUUGCAAAUUCACAACAAACAGAUGUCGAUUCAUCAUCAUGGUUUGGUCCAGAUGAUGAUAAUUAUACAAUAAAUGAAAAUGAAUUUCGUAGUAGUCAAACAAAUUCACCAGAACAACAAUUUAAUAGUAAUAAUAUUAAAUCACGUAUUGAUGAUUUUGAUUUUGUUGAUGUUGAGGGUGAGGGUGACAUGGAGAUUAAUGAUAAUAAUGAAAAAUGUAAAAUAAAAGAUGUACUUGAAGAAGAUUUACAAUUUUCAAGUGAAGAUGAUGAUGAUUUUCAUGAGGUACCAUUUAAUAAUAAUGAUAAUAAUGAUAUUGGUGUACUUGAUGCACGUGAAACAUCACAAAUACCACCAGAUGAUGAUAGUCAACAAGUUGCUGAGGCUAUGGUUCAAUUAGGUAACGUUGGAUUUUACGUUGGUGAACAGCAAUUAAUUCAGCAAGAAGAGAGUAUGGAUGUUGAUCCAAAUUAUGAUCCAUCAGACUUUUUACUUGCUGGAUUACCAGCAAGGGAUGACAGAAUAUCCAAUGAAAUUCAUGAAGAUUUGGCUGUGUCAGAGAGUGAUGAAGAAGUUGAUAAUAAUAGAGAACAACUUAAACAAGAACAACAACCCUCAUCACAACCAGAUGAAGAUGACGGUGCUAUCUGGUUUUAAAAAAAAUUUAAAAAAACAAAAAAAAAUUCAUAAAUUAAGUGUACAGUAUAAUGAAAAUUAUUUUAUCUAAAAUUAAUUAAUAAUUUACUUGUCGUUCUAUUUGUUUAACAGUGGGGUCAAAAAAUUAACAUUAUAAACAUGAAAAUUGUAUGUCAUUUUGUUUCGUUUUUUUUUUUCGUUUAUAUAAUUCGUUUAUAUAAUUUUUGUGUGACUGCGUUUUUUUUUUCUUUAUAUAAAUAUAUAUAUAUAAAAAUUUAAAAAAAAAAAAAAGAAUUUAAAUAAUAUAAAAAUACUGAUGACAAUUA
Messenger RNA from Aphidius gifuensis, 6645 nucleotides. RefSeq names its product transcription initiation factor TFIID subunit 1-like (gene Taf1). The transcript has 2 exons. The record is from RefSeq and is a predicted model, not a curated record. NCBI's taxonomy places the organism in Eukaryota, Metazoa, Arthropoda, Insecta, Hymenoptera, Braconidae. The coding region runs from base 317 to 6340 and encodes 2007 amino acids. Gene Ontology annotation, molecular function: TBP-class protein binding; RNA polymerase II general transcription initiation factor binding; histone acetyltransferase activity. Gene Ontology annotation, cellular component: transcription factor TFIID complex. Gene Ontology annotation, biological process: transcription by RNA polymerase II; RNA polymerase II preinitiation complex assembly.